Messenger RNA from Aureococcus anophagefferens, 771 nucleotides. RefSeq lists its product as hypothetical. The record is from RefSeq and is a predicted model, not a curated record. The transcript has a single exon. The coding region runs from base 1 to 771 and encodes 256 amino acids. NCBI's taxonomy places the organism in Eukaryota, Pelagophyceae, Pelagomonadales, Pelagomonadaceae.
AUGAGCGGCGAGAAGCUGCCCCCCGCCCUCAAGGAAAAUCCGGCGCCGGGCAGCAAAAGCCCGGGCCUCGGGAGCAGCCCCGCCAAGCGGUCCCCCGCCGAUUCGAAGCGCGACUCGCGCCUGAGCUCGCGCCUGAGCCCGAACCGGAGCAACGCGCGCGCGCCCGAUAGCCGGCGGCCCGCGGCGGCCGAGGACCGGCCGGGGCAGCCCGCGCGGGCGUCGCCCGGGGGCUCGCUGGCGCAGCGCCUCGCCAAGCCCGAGCCCCGGGACCGGCGCCUGCCCUGGGACGCGCGGCGGGCCGACGCGCCGGCGCCGGACGGCGGCGGCGCGCGCGCGAGCUCGCCCGGUGCCGCGCUCGAGGUGUCGGCCGCGUGCGCGAGCUGCUUCGACGGGCGGCACUCGGCGGCCAUGGCCUUCGGGGAGGCGACGGUGCGCGAGGAGCGCGCGUUCUGGAGCACGACGGGCAUGUACCCGCAGAGCGCCUUUGUGAAUCUCGAAGCGGCGACGCGGCUCCUCGAGCUCGACCUCGUCUGCUGCCCCGACGUGCUCACGGUCUCCGUCGCCGUCCACGCGGCGGACGGCACCUGGGAGGACGUCGCCACCGUCACCUUCGACGACGCGGGCCGACCACAGAGCGACGUCCGCAGGAAGCUCUCGUUCGCGAACAAGAACGUCGUCUGCUCGAAAAUCAAGCUCUCCAUCGACCGGAGCGCCGCGGAUUUCUCCAUCGUCAAGUCCGUGCGCCUCCUCGGCGUGCCGGCCUGCGCGUAG